This is a messenger RNA of Porites lobata, 1296 nucleotides long. Lineage: Eukaryota; Metazoa; Cnidaria; Anthozoa; Scleractinia; Poritidae. The record is from the annotation of a GenBank genome assembly.
UUCAGAAACGCUACAGAAGCAACGCAUUUGAAUCUAAACCUUGCUUUAAUUUGUUUUGCAGUUUCAUUGGCUGACAAGAAGUUCAAAUGUCACAAUAAGAUCGACAUGGUUGUCGUUUUAGACAGUUCAGGGAGUGUAACACAGAAACAAUUCAAAAUGAGCAAAGAUUUCGUGGCUGACCUAGUUAAACACUUUGACAUUUCAAAGAGCAAGGCAAAUGUAGCAGUAGCUACGUACAGUCAGUACGCUCACACUGGAAGAACUUUUCAGGAACACGCUACUCUGGAUUCAGUUCUGGGGGCAAUACGUAAACUUAGGUAUGAAGGAGCCGCUAGCAGACUGGACUUUGGAUUUGGAUUGGUUGAGUUUAAACUCUUUGAUACGCAGUACGGAUCAAGGCCAAUUGAUUCUGGUACGUGCCUUACUUGACUGACUACUGGAUAAAUGUUUUAACCUUCUAGGAACCCCGAUUCAUGAAAACGAAAGGUAGGGUAAGAAAAGACAUAGGUAACGCGACGACAAUGAGUAAAGUGCGAGCAAGCCCCGGGAGCAAGCGCACCUAUCCUUCUCUCCUGUUCCACCUCCUUCUGUAGACUGCUAUAACGCGCGCCACAUCCCAAGAGCUUCUGUUCCUAUUUUCGUUUUUCUUUUUUCACUGUCCUCCUCUAUUUAAUUCUUGAUCUUUCUCUAUUCAUUUUCUCUCUGAUGCCCAAUUAAGUAAUUGUCUCGAGAUAUGGCCAGUCUUUUUCCAUUGUCUCGAAUCAACUUUGUCACUCGGGGGUCAUAAUAGGUAGUGCUGAAUUUGUACGAAGGAUUCGCCAAUGAAUGCGUAACUAGCAUUUGUGUGCCUUGUCUGUCUUGGGCACUAACUGUAUUUGAUGCACAAUGUGUACAAUGCGCACCUACCAAUGCCAAUUGUGUUCAGAAAGAAUUGUGGCUUUUCCUUUAUCUCGUUAUAUAUUACAGAUAAAACAGUUUGAAUAUAUACUGACAAUGAUUUAGUUUUUACUCUUGUUGUUAUGCACAGGUGUAAAGAAAGUUGCCGUGUUUAUAACUGACGGAUACAGCACUCGCGGUGUGGAAUUCACCAGCGAUAGUGCAGCUAUGCUAAAAAGGAAAGGUGUGGAGUUAUUCUCUGUUGGAAUUUCUAAUCGCAUUAAUAAAAAAGAACUGGAUGUAUUGGCCAGUGAACCACGCAAAACACAUCAACUCUAUAUGACGACAAAUCUUGGCGGGAACUCUUUCACAAAGGAACAAGUUCAAAACCUUGCAAAAGAGAUUUGUAAAAGCAAAUAA